AUGUUUUAUGGGGCUGUGGCGCAUGCAUUGCCCGUCAGCAAGUACUCAGUCGAAGUCGGGGUUAUUAACAGCCUUGUCCUGGCCCGCCCUUCAGCGCGCGGGGGCUCGGCUGUUCCUCUUUGUUUGGAGAGCAUUCCGCCGAUGUUCUUUGGGAGCUCCUUUAGGAGACUUUUUGAGCAUUUGCUGACCAUGGAGAAGAAGAUUGCAGUUGGGGUGUACAGACAGCUCACCAGUUCCCCGCAGCUGGAGCUGCAGGACCAGCCUUUAGCCAUAGUCAUUUCUUGCCCCAGCAGGGACCUCAAGCUUUGCCCCACAGAUCAGGUGUACGUGAUAACUCAAGGCUUGCCUAGUGAAUGGAUGCCGUAG
Eimeria tenella is the source of this 366-nucleotide messenger RNA. RefSeq lists its product as uncharacterized. The coding region runs from base 1 to 366 and encodes 121 amino acids. The record is from RefSeq and is a predicted model, not a curated record. The transcript is spliced from 4 exons. Lineage: Eukaryota; Apicomplexa; Conoidasida; Eucoccidiorida; Eimeriidae.